This is a messenger RNA of Loxodonta africana (African savanna elephant), 1694 nucleotides long. RefSeq names its product protein lifeguard 1 (gene TMBIM7). NCBI's taxonomy places the organism in Eukaryota, Metazoa, Chordata, Mammalia, Proboscidea, Elephantidae. The record is from RefSeq and is a predicted model, not a curated record. The coding region runs from base 407 to 1321 and encodes 304 amino acids. The transcript has 9 exons.
UCAUAGCACCUUCCAUUAUCUCUGGCCUUGCUCUUGUCAAUUUUUAUAUCAUUGCUUGUUUAUCUUCUCUUCUAAACUGUGAGCUGUUUGAGGGUGGAGAUGACAACGGAAGCUCCAUGCUUUCCACAUAAGAGGGGACUUAUUAACUCCUCGUUACAUGAAUUUGUAGUAAUACUAAUUUCAUAACAAACUGCAAAGUAUUUUACUCCACAGGCCUCAUCUUACAAAUAUUUAUUGGUCAUUCACUCAACAAAUACCUAUUAGGCACUGACUCAAUAAAUACAGAGCAAAGGCAGUUAAAAUUAAGAAAAAAAAAUAUCUAAUUGUUAUAAAGAUUCUAAGAUUGUAGCAGUAUGAUCAUAAAGACAUAAAUAACAAUUCUUUCCUUCCCUACCUCCCCAGGAAGAUGAACUUAGAGGUCAGUGAACCAAUAGACUUUAGUUCUGGAGAUCACCUAUAUCUGAUUCGGAAAGCAGCAGAUCAUGAAAAUUCCCAGCCCAAAUCUGAUCAGCAUGACACACCCUCACCUUCAGGAAGGCCAAAACAAACUCCUAGGAAUCCUCAAUCGAAGACUGGUGAACGACCAGGUGUCUAUGUGAUACAAAUUUCAGAUGACAGCACCCCAGAACACAGCAGUACAAAUGCAUCUGGCCCAUUCGCAGAUGCAUCUGUCCGCAGAGCUUUCAUUAGAAAAGUAUUCCUCCUCCUGACAGUGCAGUUGCUUGUCACUGGCGCAAUUAUUAGCGUGUUUCUUUUCUGGAAGGCAUUAAAAGCUUGGGUACUCCUGCACCCCUGGUUCACCUAUGCACUUUUGCCAGUGUUUUUUGUUAUACUUUUUGUACUGGCUUGCUGUGGGGAUAUCCGUCGCCAGGUGCCUGCAAAUUACAUUCUCCUGGGAUUGUUUACAAUUCUUCAAGGUCUGCUGCUAGGAGCCGUAUCAGUUUUCUAUAAUGCCGAGGAAGUGUUAUGGGCAACAGGAGCCACUGCUCUGGUGACGUUAGCGCUCACUUUAUUUGCUGUACAAACAAAAUGGGAUUUUACCUUGCUAAAUGGAGUGCUAUUCGCUUCUGUCUUUAUACUUGUGUUCUAUGGAAUUCUCCUCAUCUUCAUAAGAUCAUACUGGUUGCAUCUCCUAUAUGCUGGACUUGGAACUGUGAUCUUCUCAUUAUACCUGGUGAUGGACGUGCAGAUGAUGGUAGGUGGGCGCCAUCAUCAUUCUGACCUGGAUCCUGAAGAGUAUGUUUUUGCUGCUCUGAAUAUCUACUUGGACAUCAUCAACCUUUUCCUUUUUAUUUUGCAACUAAUUGGACUGGCACGGUAAUCACGCGGCCAAAGCUUGCUUGAGUGGAAGAGAGGGAAAGAGUGUCGCCAGGCUCUGGCAUGCAGAAGUCAACACUUCAUAAGCCCUUUUAUUUAAAAAAAUAUUUAAGAAUACUUUUUUGGGGGGGCGGGGUUUAAUGAAGCCAAGUGUUCAGUAGAUGGUAGCUGUAGUGGUUAUAUUUUCAGUUUCUUGUCACAUAGUAAAACUUUCUAGGAGCCAUUUCUGUCUUUUAUAAAUUCAGAAGAUGAGUAUCAUAAAUCACUUCUGAAAGAUCCCCAUUACUUUGUUGAAGUUAGUUUUUUUUUUUCUUCUCUUUCAGGCACUAUUUAAAGCCAUAAACAACAUCUCUUCCUCAUAAAUAAAAUUGAUUACA